CCUGAGCGGGACCUGGCGGUACUGGGGGGGAGGCCUGAGGGGAAGCGGUGCCCCUGUACUCACCCAGUACCCCUCUGUUUCCCGCAGGGCGCAGCCAUGAGCCAGCAGCGAGGCCGAGGGGAUGCUGGGGACGCUGUCCGAGAGCCGCAGGCCGGGCCCGGCUGCGUCAAGCGCCGCAAGACCAGGGGCGAACGCAACCGGGCCAAGUUUGGCCCCAGCUUGCGUGGCACCAGGUGGAGGGGGGGGAGGCACCCCUGGGGGGGCCUCCCUCCGCCCCGCACCACCCAGCCACCCCCCAGCCCCCUGCCACCCCCCCGGCCCGUCAUCAUCACCCAGCAGCGCCUCUGUCGCCCCCGGGGGCUCCUCGGCCGGGGGGUGGCCUCUGUGGACAUAAAGCGGUUGUUGGAGGGUGGGCAGGGGGCUGAGCUCCCCCCACCACCCCCUACUGAGGAGGUGACACGGCCUCCGGAGACCCCCCGGCCUGUCCAGGGGAUGGAGAGGGAAGGGCAGAGGUCACCCUCCCCUCCAGAAAACUCCCCAGAGAAGGUGGUUGGUGACAGAGACUCCCUCAGUGCUGUGACCUCUGCCCGGGAGCUGGCUGCCCACCUCUGUGCCCUUCUGCCACACCCCCCCGAGUUCUGGGGACGCGUGCUGCCUGAGGAGAGACGCCGUGCGUUGCUGGCUGUCCUGCUGGAGCAUCACCACACCCUGCCUGACCUGGCCACUCUCCUCCCCCAUAAAACCGUGGGGGUCUCAGGGGGACUCUCCCAUGCACAGCCCCCUAUGCCACCCCCUGCCUCCCACCCACCCCCAGGGCUUUGCGCUGCUGAAGCAGAGCAGCUUCCCCAGCCCAUGCAGAGCAGGGACCCAGCACUCCAUCACAGCCACCCCUCCUCACCCCCACAGGCCAUCACUCAGUCACCAACUUCUCUGUCCCAGUUCUCUCCUCCCGUUUUCAGCACUGAGAUGAAGAAAAGUCAGAGCUGGUUACCCUGGAUGUCAGAGGAUGAGGAUGAUGCACAUCCUGAAAACCCAGCCCCGCAGCUCUGGGUCCGGACCCCCCCCCCACCAUUCAGGCCCACCCCCCCGGCACGCUCCCCCAUCUCUCACCCCCCCAUAAGGCACUGCACACCCGAACUGGAGUUGCCACCCCAGCCAAGGCAGCGAAGGGACCCAGCACCGCACUACUGCCGCUGCCGUGCCCGCCUGCAGGCUGUUGCUCAGACUGCAAGCCCCCCAGCUGUCCUGCCGCCCCCUGUUUUCAGUGCACAGAGGAGGGAAAGGCAGAGCUGGUUCCCCUUGAUGUCGGAGGAUGAAGAUGACACACACCCUGAAAAUUUGGCCCCGUUCUGGGUCCAGAGCCCCUCACCACCACUGUUUAGGGGGCGGACCCCACCACGCAUCCCCUUGAGAGAGCCAGGCUGCACGUGCAGGGCAGGAUGGGAUCCCAGGGCAGGGGACACAGCUGAGAGGCAUGGCCAGAUCCACCAACGGUCCCAUGUGCCACGGUGUCACUGGGUGUCAGAGCAUCUCUUGGCAGGGCCACAAACCCCCUCACAACCCCAUCAGUGCCAUGGGAACAGGCGCACACUCCCUGCCUGGCACCGGGGGACAUGCUCUUGCGCUCCCUCCCCACCACACCACCCCCACAAGCACAGCCCUUGUCCCCACAGCUGGCCACACUCCACCUUGGACAUUCCCAUGUGCCACUGCUUGCCCCCUGCCAGCUACCGGCCACAGGGCUGCAGGGGUCCACCAGAGCUGGGGCACAGGGGAUGGCACCUGUCCUGCUGCCCCCGAAGCACUGCUCCCCGCAGGACAGGGGAUGGGAACUCCAGCCCUAAUGCCUGGAUCUUCCCCUGCAUGUACUGAGGGUGCAGCAGUGCAGAGGGAGACUCGCCUUUCUGGGGUACCCCUCCCUGUGCUCAAUAAAGGCUGUUAU
Messenger RNA from Numida meleagris (helmeted guineafowl), 1942 nucleotides. RefSeq names its product extensin-like. The transcript has 5 exons. The coding region runs from base 97 to 1872 and encodes 591 amino acids. NCBI's taxonomy places the organism in Eukaryota, Metazoa, Chordata, Aves, Galliformes, Numididae. The record is from RefSeq and is a predicted model, not a curated record.